Molecule: messenger RNA, 1101 nt
Organism: Babjeviella inositovora NRRL Y-12698
Lineage: Eukaryota; Fungi; Ascomycota; Pichiomycetes; Serinales
Product: WD40 repeat domain-containing protein
Exons: 1
Coding region: 1-1101 (366 amino acids)
Biological process (GO): mRNA splicing, via spliceosome
Cellular component (GO): Prp19 complex; precatalytic spliceosome; catalytic step 2 spliceosome
Molecular function (GO): protein binding
Source: RefSeq, a predicted model, not a curated record
AUGCCUGAGCUCCUCCAGUACUUCCCACAGCGCGUCGAGUUGGCGCAGUACGCCCAGCCGAAUGCCUCGCGAACGUUGAUCAGACACCAACAAGCCACGUCCAUCACCAGCAAACCCGAAUGGCACGCGCCGUGGAAGUUGAUGAAGGUGAUCACCGGUCACCAGGGAUGGGUGCGGAGCAUCGCGAUAGAACCGGAGAACAAGUGGUUCGCCACGGGAGCCUCAGAUGCCACAAUCAAGAUUUGGGACCUCGCAUCUUCUAGGUUGAAAGUGACGCUAGCCGGACACAUCAUGCCCGUGCGCGGACUUGUGGUCAGCGAGCGCCAUCCGUACCUCUUCUCGGCGUCCGAAGACAAAACGGUCAAAAACUGGGACUUGGAGAAGAACAAGAUCGUCAGAGACUACUACGGACACGUUUCCUCCGUUUAUGCCCUCGAUUUGCAUCCCCAUUUGGACGUGUUAGCAUCGGCUGGCCGCGACGCCGUGGUGAGGGUUUGGGACGUGCGGAGCCGUACGGCGAUCCACGUGAUUUCCGGUCACACCUCCUCCAUCACCAACGUCAAGUUUCAAGAUGCGGAUCCGCAGUUGGUGAGCACAUCGAUGGAUGGAACCAUCCGGCUCUAUGACUUGGUCGCAGGCAAAACACGCCAGGUCUUGACCCACCACAAGAAGGCAGUGCGUGGGUUGGCAAUCCAUCCGGAGGAGUUCACCAUGGCAACAGCCUCAUCAGAUGAUAUUAAACAAUGGGGGUUCCCUGAGGGGGAUCUCUUGGGCAGCUGCUACCCGAAUCACACGGGCAUUGUGAAUACCAUUGCGUUAAACGACUCUAAUGUGUUGUUUUCCGGUGCCGAUGAUGGGAGUAUGGCGUUCUUUGACUGGAAAACCGGCCACAAGUUCCAGGACACCGCCACUACCGCAAUUCCGGGGUCGUUGGAGAGUGAGCGUGGAAUUUUUGCUAGCAGUUUUGACAAAUCUGGGUUGCGUUUACUCACCGGUGAGACGGAUAAGAGUGUAAAGGUGUGGCGCGAGGACCCAGACGCGACGCCAGAAACCCAUCCAGGAAACUCCUGGGAUUACUCCAUGGCGGUGGGUGAGAUAUAA